Messenger RNA from Ilyonectria robusta, 1431 nucleotides. Its product is annotated as kinase-like domain-containing protein. Gene Ontology annotation, biological process: peptidyl-serine phosphorylation; peptidyl-threonine phosphorylation. The transcript has 3 exons. Gene Ontology annotation, molecular function: protein serine/threonine kinase activity; ATP binding. The record is from RefSeq and is a predicted model, not a curated record. NCBI's taxonomy places the organism in Eukaryota, Fungi, Ascomycota, Sordariomycetes, Hypocreales, Nectriaceae. The coding region runs from base 1 to 1431 and encodes 476 amino acids.
AUGACUUUCAGUGAUGAAUUAAGUGACUGUGAAGUCAAGGGCCCUCUUGGGCAGCCGACCUUUCUGCCGUUAAGCUGUCUAAACGAGAAACUCACCAAGCGGAACAUUUGCUCGCAGUUGCCUCUCUACACUCGGCUCUUUCAUCCUCGUCUCGCUGACAGGAUUGCUCGAGACGCCAAAAGGUUAUUUGCGAUCCUCGUGCUGAUAGAGAAACCUCAUGCCAUGCACUCGAUGAUUCAAGAUGGGUUAACAGAUGAGCAUCUUUCUCUUUCGCUUGAAGAAGAUAUUAAACCUAAAAGUGUUUUGAUAUCCAAAAAGGAUGGGAAAGAUUCGAAAGAAUUCAAGUGUUUUGCCUCCCAAGUGCAAGCCAGGGACUUCUAUGAGAGGCAAUGGAUGGUUCAGGCGCCCUUUUUUAACAUCCCCGGUGGACAUUUCGAGAUGGACACCCACUGCGCUCUACCACUUACUCAGUGCUACGAGGCGGCUUCGGGCCCCUUCGCCGUCGUGUACAAAGGAGCAGUCCAUCCAGCCCAUCACCAGGGCUUCGGGGCGGACGGAUCCGCUCUUCCAGUUGCUGUUAAAGAGUUCAAAACAGAGGAGCUCUUUAAGAAAGAGAAGGAGAAUUUGCAACAAAUCCAGUCUCUUACCCACAAGCACCUCAUCAAGAUCAUCGCGACCUACCAGAUGCUGGGUAUUUCCGAAGCGCUUUUAGCCUUACACUUGGAAAACUGCCGCUACGGAGACCUCAAGCCAGAGAAUGUCCUGCACUUUAAGGAGGGAGCUGAAGAUCCUGGAAUAUUGGUCAUUGCGGAUGUCGGCGUCUCAAAGUUCUAUCAGCAAGUAAUAAAUAUAAGAAAUGAGCCAACAGACACCAGGGCUACAACACCGAUAUACGAAGCGCCGGAAGUACAACCUGACGUGAAAGACCCGCGAUCGCGCAGAUAUGAUAUGUGGUCAAUGGGCUGCAUGUUUCUCGAACACAUCGUUUGGCUCUUAUACGCCCAUGAUGCUAUGCUUCGAUUUCGAAACUCUAGGAAGUCCGUGGAACCGGAAAUAAGAGACGGCAGCUUCUACAGGCGCGUACAGAGGCCGGGGAAGUCUCGGGAUGAGUCCCCAGACCAGUCGUCGGAUCAGUUACCAGAUCCGAAAGAUCUCCUACAUCCUACGGUCUUGAAGGCGUUCGAAAAGCUUCGAGAAGACCCAAAUUGCCAACCUGGGACGGCACUUGGUGAUCUUGUCAAGCUUAUUUCCGAAGAUUUGAUGGUUGGCGUUCAUCAGCGUGUUGGAGCCACUGAAUUGGUCGACAGGCUGAGAAGAAUCGUGGCCGACAGUAAACAUCCAGGCUACUUGCGUAUUGAAUUUGAUGAUCGAGUGAGCAAACAGCGAUUCUUGGAUAUUUUUUCCGCUUGCCAAGCGGGGGUUGAGCAGUAG